AUGAUGCCCCCGCGGGGGGCGGUGGGCUCCUGCCGCCGGCGGCGCCUGGCGCCCCUCAACGAGGACAACGGGCGGUUCCUGCUGCUGGCCGCCCUCAUCGCGGCGUACCUGAGCGCCGGCGCCACCGUCUUCUCGGCCCUCGAGAGCCCGUCGGAGGCGGCGGCGCAGCUCCGCUGGAACCGGACCCUCCACAACUUCAGCCGCAUCUUCAACAUCAGCCUGCCGGAGCUGCGCGCCUUCCUGCGGAGCUACGAGGCGGCCAUGGCCGCGGGCGUCCGCGUCGACGCCCUGCGGCCCCGCUGGGACUUCCCCGGCGCCUUCUACUUCGUGGGCACCGUCGUCUCCACCAUAGGUUUUGGAAUGACCACACCAGCAACUGUGGCUGGAAAAGUAUUCCUCAUCGUUUAUGGACUUUUUGGGUGUGCUGGUACUAUCCUCUUCUUCAACCUCUUCUUGGAGCGCAUCAUCUCCCUCCUGGCAUUUAUUAUGAAGGCCUGCUACGAGAGACAGCUGCGAAGAAGUGGUCUCCUACCUCCCAACUUCCGAAGGGGGCCAGCUGUGUCCGGGGUGGGCAGCCUCGUGGGCUGGAAGCCAUCCGUUUACCACGUGAUGCUUAUCCUGGGAAUUUUUGCUAUAGCCCUUUCCUGCUGCGCCUCCGCCAUGUACACAGCAGUGGAAGGAUGGAACUACGUCGAUUCCUUGUAUUAUUGCUUUGUCACCUUCAGCACCAUCGGCUUUGGAGAUUUGGUAAGCAACCAAAAGGCUGCGUACCAACAUCAGGGAUUAUACAGAUUCGGAAACUUCAUAUUUAUAUUAAUGGGGGUAUGUUGCAUAUACUCCCUUUUUAAUGUCAUCUCAAUCGUAAUCAAACAAAUUUUGAACUGGGUGUUGAAAAAAUUCGAAUGCAGAUGUUGCCCAAAGUGCCAUAAAUCCAGUACCCGCCUGAGCCGUCGCAACGCCAUCACCCCAGGAGCCCGCCUGCGCCGCCACAACGUCGCCAUGGACGCGGACGGACAGUAUGACAGUGACACCGAGGGCAGGAGGCUCUCUGGAGAGAUGAUCUCCAUGAGGGAGCUCACAGCGUCCAGUAAAGUUUCCCUGGCCAUUUUGCAGAAGCAGUUGUCCGAGACAGCCAACGGCUACCCGAGGAAUGUCUGUAUCAAUACGAGACAGAACGGUUUCUCUGCAGGGGUGGGGGCUCUGGCCAUCAUGAACAACCGCUUGGCAGAAACAAGUGAUUCUAGGUAGAGUUUUUGGAAUUCCUUUUGUUUCUCAAAUAAAAAUUAAAAGGGCGGUUAGGGUGGAAUUACCGCUGUAAGCUACUGGAAAGUUUUGCAUUUCAGAGACAGCCUUGGUAUUCUUUGGGUGUUCAGCGUUUUACUUUCUGGGGGUUUUAUAAGUUUUCUCUAAUAUGCGGUGAGAUCUUUACCAUUAUGUUACAAUUUUCCCCUAAGGGGGUUUUAAAUGAGACUUGGAUGUCUGUGAUGCAGAAUCUGGUGCAAUCACAGAAGGAUAAUGUGCAUGGUUAGGAUGGUGUCAAAACCAACACGUUCUUCUUCAGAACAGAGCCUGAACCCAAACUCUGUGUUAAAAAGGCAUAAAGUGGGCAAGCUGAGCUCUGGAUUCAAACAUGGGAUUGGUAAGUUUUGACUAACCAGUAUCUCACAGUUUGCUGAAGUCUGGAUCUGGUCCUGAGCCUUGUACUCAAUGCUCUUCAGCAAUUCCUCGUAGCAGGCCUCUAUGUGACAUACACGUAGCUUUAGGUGUUGUCACACCAGCUUUAGGGUGACUGUGCUUCACUUCAGUAAUCCCAGUGGCUUCAGUGGCAGAGGGUAGAACGGGCUGAACUCCCCUCCUACAAAUGAUGGGGUUUGGCCAGGCUUAUCUGAAAGACGACCUGCCUAACUCUUAAAAGUCAGGGGAUUGUCAAGGACCAUGUUAAAGUGUGUAAAACUGUUCCUACCUACUGAAUUACAGAAAACAGGCAAUUGUCAGCUUCAGAACUGACUUGGUUUAAUGCAAGAGAAGCCGGUAUGCACCUCUGGGGUCAAAUGUUUGCAUCACUACAAAAAUGCUUACUUCGUUACUUUCUCAUUGAAAUAAGUCACUAAAAUGAAUGUGGGCUCUCUGUUGUCCUAAAUUUGCAUAUUUUACUUCUGCAGUUUUGUUGCAGAGAUUCAUGCAAAUCAUUUCCUUGCAGUUUUUUGAGGUCCCCAACCCUGUACUUGUUUCCCACAAAUCUGACUGUGCAGGUUGUACAGAAGAGCAUUGCUUUGGAGUUCCCCCAGAAGCUGGCUUCCCCAAAAAUGUUGAUACCAAGUCAUAAAUUGGCCUUUGGCUGUUGCUGCUACCAUCUUAAGCCAUAUUCAAUGUGUGCUAGCCCAAACCACUGAAGAGCCAAAAGCAAACCUGGUCUAGAGUGUGUAGUUUAGCAUGACAAGUGGAUGCAGAGGAUUUGCUGCAAACCUCUUUCAAAAGUACAUGCACAGCUCCAGAUCAUUUCUCUAAAUUCUCUUUACUACACUGUGUAGGUAAUAAAAAGGCUUAUGCUAAUUCCAAGCAAGAAAAAAAUUUUAAACUUACAUUCUGAGAAGCCUUCUCUUGGAAACUUACUGGAAAAUUGUAGGCAAGACCAUGAGUAGUAAAUUGGUCACUGAGUAAGUUGAGCAAGCUGAUGAACACACACUAGGAAUAUUAGAAAUGUUUGAAAUUGUUUCCAUGAAGUUUUAUAUAGAUAUUUUACUCUAUUUACUUACUUUGUUUUGCAUGGGUUUGGAGUAGCCAUCAUUUUUGCUUUCCUUUAAAUUUGUAGCAGUGCAAAAUGUUUUGGAAUUUAACCUUGGAAAACCAACUUUCAAAUUUGAGGUUUCGCACACCUGAGCCUGCCAGCUGAAUUAUGGCGAUGAAUUUAUCUUUUUCCUAACAGAAGGGAAUCAGAGCUGCAGAUAAACCAUCACACCAUCACACUGUGAUACAGUGGGUCUGUAUCACACUGUAAAUGUCACAGCUUUUAUCAAGAUGUGUUUGGCCAGAAACAAGCAGUGAUGAUUGUAAUGUGUUUCCAGCUGGCACAGACUUGCAUUUAAGAUUCUGUGGUAUGGGAGGGGCUGCAUUCAAGAGGUGGGAGCUUUCUUGGUUGUAGAGAGACUGUCAGGAGGUCCUUCUGUCAGAGUGCCUUCCUGUCUGUGCACUCAUCCUCUUUAAGGAGGCAGGAAGAGGUGUUUGUCCUCCUUUUGAAGCCCACUGAAGGAUAAAUUUAGGCAGGAUGUACAGGGACAGGUCAUGGUCCAGAAAAGACUCUGACUGCUGGAAGACCCAGUUCAGGUAGGUGCCUUCCAGAGAUGCAAGGGAAACAGCACAGGCAGGGAACCAAAAGAAUGAAAAUUUGUUAUUUCCCCUUGGGAUUACCCCCACAGGUAAAUCUCUUACUAUGAUGAUUUAUGUGUUUGUUUAUUAAAAGUGUGAAUGGGACCCUGCUCUUUUUUUGCAGCCUGACCUCUCUUAGGGUUGUAUCUUGGUGCUUUUGUCAUCAUGGGAACUAUUAGUCUUUAGAACUAUUACAUAAAUCAGGACAGACAGGCCCUGCCCCAAAGGACUUAGGAGUUUGAACAGAGCCACAGCAGAAUUACCUGUUUAUUAUUUAGAUAAUGAAAACAUGCUCAUGUAGCAACAUUCUGUGAGCUCAAGAAAUCUUAUUUCUAUGGUAACAAAUUUGCAAAUUAAGGGUUGGGGGUUUUUUGUUUUUGGUUUUUUUUUUCAGUGAGUUGUUUCAAAGGAUAAAUAUUAUACCUAUGAUUAGGAUCCUGUUUAAACUGUAAAUUUGUGAAUUGUUUUCAAACUACUAACUCCUGCCUGGAAAGUACAGUGAAGUAAAAUGAAAUUGUACAUACCUCUGUACUUUUUCUGAGUCCAGGCAAAGGCAGACACACAGUCUGCUGUAACAUGAUUGAAAUGUUUCCAUGCCUUUCUCGUACCAUCAGUCACAGGGGUGCCUUUGCAGGACCCUUUGCAGUUCCUGUUAACUCCUGAGGAAGUUGGACCAGCUCCUAGAGCUGGGCAUCUCAAAGAAUUUGGGCAUCAUAUUGCUGCUCUGUUCACUUAGAUCUAAUGUUUACUUACACCCAAGAUCCUUGAUAAUCUGCAUUCUGCUUCUCUUUAGCCUCAGAGGCACGGAAAAUGCAUGCCCAGUUAUUUACCAGUGGCCCUGUUGCCUGCAGGUCAUGUAUCCCCAGAAGCUGACAUAAGUCAACCAUAGGGACUGCCAGGUCUUAUCUAAGUCCUGCAAAAAUCUCCAAACCCGUCUGGCUCAGCAAAGCUCAGUUUAUAAGAGGGUCAGAGCACAGUUACCGACCUGGGAAGCAUCUGCUUAAGGGUGGCCUUACAGUUCCCUCACAUUCAGUAGCAGAAGUAUUUUUCAAGGAUGCGUGGAAACCAAACUCCAAAUCUCUACUCUUCAGCCUGCCAGCCCUACCUGGGCACCCAUCACCCCUGUGCAUGAGAGCACAAGCCAAGAGGACAUAGGAGGUUUGAGAUCAGUCUUUCCUAGUCCCUUGUGCUCUUCCUUUUAACUUUUUUUUUUUUUAAUGACCAUUCCUCUUCAAGCUUGCAGGCUUGGGCACCUAACUCCUCUUUUACUGUGUGUGAUCCAGCUCGGAUUCCCUAGGGCAGCCUGCUCCAUUCACGAAACCACUACACCCCUAAACAUGCACCAGUUGCACCAGGUGCAAUUCCUCCUGGUCCUUCAUUUUCACAGACAAAGCAGAUACCAGCAGUACCUGGAGACAGACUGAAGCACAAGAAAUCAGAAGGAAACAAGGAGGAACAGAGUGAGAAAGUGAAAGCACACUGCACUAGAUUGCACUUCCUUUUCAGGUAACUUGGGAGUUGUAUUACAUUCUUGAAAUGGAUUUUUUUUUUCCAAAUUUAAUUAUGGAUAGCCUUGAAAGAAUACAGUCGAGUUAGGUUUUAAAAGUUCGUCUUCCGUGAUACAGCCCCCUCUGCACCACCCUGUAGAACAGCAGCAGUAACUCUUCACUGACACAGACCAAGACAUCCCAUCUGCGUGCCGAGCCUACAGGCAACACAGACCUGAGCUCAGACCCUGUCCCUCAGAUUGGUCUUUUGCUGCCUGAGCCCAGGCAAGAGCAGCAGAAAGCUGCAGGAAUUAGGACUUCUCUGUGAGCUGGCCCCUAGUGAGAACAGCAAUGGCAAGGGUAUGAGCUGCUUGGACAAAGGAGAUACCAUGUUUGCCUGGCACCUGCACUAAUACCUUUCAGAUGAAAAUUAAAAUUUAGGUGAAAAUUAAUGAGCAACAAUGACCAAAUUCAAGGGCAUCUUCUCUUAGCCCUGGAGGUCAAUGCAGAACAGUCGCAAGGAAUAGUUUCUUGUGAAACCUUUAGCAUUUGGCGAGUCACUACAUUGACCUCUAGGGCUCUGUCUUCCCUGUGUGUGUCUUGGACAAAGUUUGGAGUCACACCAAGGUGUCAUCUGGUUCUCAUUGGUUUCUUCCCAUCUGCAAACACAGUUCUCAUUUAGAAAGAAAUCAAAUGGCUCUUUAUUUCCGUGCAGUGCAAAGGACAUCCUUCAGGCCAUGUAGAUGUUCAGAGCAAUCUCAGUGACCUCGGCCGCAGACGGCAGUGUCUGAGGGACAAGGCUGUGCUUUGCUUCCCUGCAGAAGCAAUGCUGCACAGCAAUGCAUACAGAGGUUCUUUAGGCAGUUGCCAGCUCUGAUUGCAACCAGAAUUACUGGUGGAAGACAGGAAUCCCACGAGAGCUCUCUGGGACUGCCCUGUGCCGUGCUCAGGUUACCCAGAAAUGCCCCUGUUGGUGCAGUGCUGCUGUCCCAGCACAGCUUCAGCCCUGGCCCUCAGUCUUUUCUCCUCCCCAGCUUUCUGUGGGUGAAAAAUUGAGUAUACUAUGACCAUUUACCCAUAUUUCAGUCAUGCCUUGCUGCUGAAAAACUUUAGCAGCAGUGGAGGUCAUAUAGCCAGGCAUGUGGGCUUGGUAUAAACCUGAUUGCCUGUGUGGGAUGAAUUUAUCACUAUAUGGAAAUUAGCUGUAGCAAUGAAACCAUUCUCACAUUUUAGUAUUUUUCUAGCCUUUAACUUGAAAAAUAUUCAGUGGCAAAUCAUUGCAGUGAAUGUUCAGAGCUAAUCUCAACAAAAUCAUACUCUGCUGAUUGCUAGCGUAGCAAAUCUGUGGGUAUGGCUGCUGCUCUAAUUGGAUUACUAAUGUGCCUUUCCAAACCAACACACGUCUGCAGUGUUACAUUUAAAUAGUACAAUAAAUGCUGUGUUACAUAAUAAAUUCAAUUAGGAAAAAUUACUACUUGACUCACACAAAAUAACUAAUUAAGGGUGCAUUGCACACUUUACAACUAAUAUGCAAUUUCUUUUUCUUUUUUUUUUUUUUGUGAAUAUGUCCAUAUUUGAGCUCAAAUUAUGCUUUCAUGAAUGCUAGGAAAAGAGAAGCACUACAUUGUGGAAAAUAAAGGAAAGUAUAGACAAUUCCACUGAGAUUUGACACAAAGGCUAUACAUGUUAGCACAUACACAGUAAGGGGUUCAUUAUGCAUUAUAAAUGCAUUGUGUAAUAAUGGCACUGAGGAAAGACUGCUUUAGUUUACAUGGCCACAGUCUGCAGCUACCAAUAAAGACAUACCUUUUUUCUUUCUCUCUUUGUGUGCUAAAUGUGUAACAUCCACCUUUUAAUUACAGUAUUACUUUAAACUCUCAAAAAGAAAAUGCAGUUGCCCUACAUUUUGCAUAGGCAAAAAGAGGUCUAAGGUCAAAUCCAAACUUUCAACUCUAAGGAUCCAGAGUGGUGUAGUUUAGCUUUGAAGUGAUGCUGCAGUUGUGCAGCCUUCAAAUAUAUUUUGUUUCAUCCUUCCCUGGAAAAAAAGAGGGAACAAAUACAGAUACAGUUUAUUGCAGAUUACCCAAAAAAGUCUGGCGAUAUAGCAUGAGAGAAAAAAAAAUACAGCAAGUAUGGUGUUAUUGAUGAAUGAAGAGCAUGGGGAAAGGGAGAGGCUUAGAAGUGUUCUCAGCAAAUCCAGAAAACCAAAGACUUGCUUUGCAUUCCCUCGUGCAUUUAUUCCUUGUCACACAGUGCUGUGACACUGGCACCCCCAAGGAGCUCCUGUGGCAUCGUGGGCUCAGCUACCUCGCCUGGAACGUGGAGAGAGGUAUUUUGUGAGACACGGGGAAAAGGGACCACACACAGUCACCAUCUUCAUUCAGCGCCGAUUUUAGGAAGUUUUACUGGGUGGGCAAGCAGCCAUGCUGGUCCCUUACAGUGAUAAUCAGUAUUUGGGGUGUAUCAGAGGUGUGAUUCCCAUGCCUCCAAGUCCUCCUAGUCCCAGGGCCAUGUCAUGCCCAGGUGUGUCCCAGCCAGCUCCCAAGCCUAGACUUGGGUGAGGAUGUAGCUGGGUUUGAAAGUGUGUAAGAUCCCAACAUCCCAUCGUCAACAUCACCAGUGGUUUCAGGAUCAGACCUUCAGCAAGUGAUGUUUUUCAAACCUAAGGAAUACAAAGAUGUCACCAUAAUCCUUUUGUACUUUGCAGACUGUAAGAGUACUUUUUAAAGCCAGUUAGUCAAUGCAAAAUUAAUGCUUUUAUAAUAACAUACAUAAAGAACGUGAAAAAUUACUGGUAUUUCUGACAAUGUGCAAAUCAAACACCAGGUUUUCUCAAUGGGUAUAAUUUCCUAUUCCAUGCAAGUAAAAUUAUGUCCAGUAAAUUUUUGCUUGUAGUAACAUCCAUGGUCUGCACAGGCAGUGCAAGAAUCCAGUUCCAGUUUUAUAGUAAAACCUCAGUGUCUGAAAGCACAAUAUCUAAAAAAUGGUUUGGGGAUUGAUUGUGGCGGGUUUUUUUGUGUGUGUAAACAUUGUUUAUUUACAAAAAUAAAAAUGCUAUAAUUCUACAUAUACAAACCCAUCUUUAGCUCACUAGAAUACUACUUUAUUGGAUAUUCUCAACAAUAAUAUUCAUUCCAAAUUUCCACCCAAUUUAAAUUACUUGAGUUUCAAGAUAACUUGUUGAAAAGUAUUCCUAUUUGUUUCUUUUUGAAAGGGCAUGGCUUAGUAGAUAUCUUUAGCUGAGCUGGCAUUGCUAUCUGCUAUUACAAACCUCAACAUUUUACUUCUGGAGCUAAUUAGCUUCUUCAGCUAAUUCUGGAGCUGGUUUUGGUAUUUGUUCAUUUCUGCAUUGAAUUCUAGAAGAAACUACCAGUUCUGUGCUGUUUUCUGGUUGAUAGCACUUCCCUUUUUGCAUUGAUUGCAAAUAGCUGAAAUAUUAACACCAGCAAAUGUUCCCAGACACACCAAAAUUAGUCACUUUUCUGAAUGUUUUUUCUUUCUUAAAUUGUUUUGUAAAAUCUAAAAUCUGAUUGUAAAUUACAUCAUGGUUGGAAUUAGCAAGAUUAAUAUUUUUUCAACAACAGAGUUGCUUGACAUGAAUUCUGUGAAGGAUGCUAAUGAUUCAGUUUUGUGUAAAAAGACCUGCCUAUUUAAUUUCCCCAUUUUAUCUAAUUUGUUUCAAAUUCUUAAAGUCAAAAGCAUGUGAGUCUCAUUUGGAAAAUGCCCUAUACUGUACGUUUGCUCCUACAAACAGAGCUUUUAGAGGGGUGGAAACUGAGCCUGCCUGAUUGCUGCAAACAGAAUUGCAUGUAUAAACCUUCAAAACCUGAAUAUUUAUACCUGUUUGGUCAUUGCAAACCAAGGGCAUGCUAUUAUAAUUCCAAUUCAAGCAAAGAAACAUAAAUCACAGGGCUCAACUGUCUGCUAACUACUUUUCUCAAAAAGGCCACACAGCUACAGGGCCAAGGGUGAUGGAUGGACUCAUGCACAACAAUAUUAUUCUGGAGUUUGGUUUGGGGGCUGGGAGUUGGCAGUGGGGUGGUUAAAGCAGCUUGGCUGGGUGGAUCCAGGCAGUUCCCAUUGCUGAGCCUCAGGAGAUGUUUGCCAGUACUAAAGAAGUGUAAAAGAUAAUGGACAUAUCAUUGAGCCUCUCUUGAGAAGCACAGCAAAGUGCUGUGGCCUGUGCUAGGCAGUUUCUGGCCAGCUUUGAACCCUUGAUCGUUCCUGAAACUGGAGUGUUUGGGACACAGGUGCAGCUGUCUGCACUGGCAAAGAAGUCCUACUGUGAUCCUUCUUUCCUCAUAAAAUGGAUAGAGAGAUUUGUUUAGACUUUCCAUAUGAUGACAGCAUAUAUAAAUAUUGCAAGAUGAAUCAAUUACCAACUCUGGCUAUAUUUGCUAAGAGAUCUUCAUCAGUAAAAACAAGAAAAAAUGUCUUACCAGUAUGGUAAAUCGACAAAAGUGGUGUUCUGAACAAAAAGUAAGGUGCCAAAAUAUACAUUUGGACCCCAAAGCUCAGGCAUGUGUCACAAAAUUAUCAUUCUUUUCCAAUGCUCAAUGCACCUGUAUCUUUUGGGAAAAAACCUUGGCUUCUGCCAGAACCGGGCAUGCAAGGCUUGUAUUUUCUUUAUCUGUAAGAAAGCAAAAUGUAUCUGAGGACAUGCCUUGGUCUGCACAGUGCUCAGGGACGGACUUGCCUCCAUCCCCUAAUUUAAACAUGCCCCUGGACCAUUAAUACUGGUCAGUCUCCAGCAGAAAAUGGACAAAUGGCCCUGCCUUGGUGUGUCUGUGGUGUUUGGGGAGCAGCUGAAUGUCAGGGCAAACCACAGCUGUCUCCUCCAGCCAAGCCCCUGCCAGGGUGGGAUCCAUCCCGCUGCCAGGCCCUGGUCUGCAGCCAGGGAUUGUACUGCCAGGAGAGUGGUGCAAAUCAUCAGCAAUGUGCUCUUAUCCCUGCCUUCUUAAUGGGCUAAAAACAGUGGAAAACAGAGAGAUCAUUUUCUGCUUUAAUGAUCAAAAGGGUGUUGCCCAUUAUUCACAGCCUACACACAAGAUGUUAUGAUUUUCAAUUUUCCUGCACUAAUCAUUCAGUUCAUUUGGCAGCUGACCUUCAAGUGGCCAUGGUUUUUCAAAAAAAGGAGGAAAAAAACCCAAAGAGGAGACCCAAACACCCAUUGUCAGCAUUUCAGACAAGCAAAAUAAUCACGAAUGAAGUGGUAAGGCUCUUGCAUACAAAAGCUGUGAGCAGAGCUUCCUCUGUUUGCAGCAGCUAGAUGUUUUCAUGACAGUGGGAGAAGUUUGGGUUCAGGAGAGCAUCAGCUGGAUGUUUAGGGUGCUGGACAUUGCCCUGCAAACAGCUGCAGCCCCAAAAUGGCACGUUUUGAACAAAUUUCUGCAGCUGUUUCUGCACUGCUAGGGACAUUUCACAUCCCUGCUACUGAAAUCAGAGGAUGGCAGCAAGUGUUACACAAGAAAUUUAUUGUCACUGGUGCAUAUGGGUAUUGGCCAGGGACAUUUUUAAUAACCCAGAGAAAUUUCAGCUGAGUGUUGGUCAGAAUAAAGGACAUUUUGCCAUCCAGAAACAGCUGCAGCAGGUCCCAGAGCCUGACAUCAUACAACAUACUCCCGAAGAGUCUAACCACACAGAGAUUACCUAAACAAGCCAAAAGAGAUGGUAGGGUCUAAGAAGCAAGUGUUCCUGUGGCUUGAAUGUGGAGUAACUUGGUUGAAUUGCAGGGGGUAAAUAGCCUAAUUAAAUAGAUGUGAUGACUUAAAUGCCUGCUAGAAGUCAAAAGGUGAUGCAUGUAUUUUUCCAUCCAAAUUUUGAUUGUGUUUACCAGGUUAAGAGGUAAAAUGAAGAAACCUAAGUUCCUGUAUAUCAUUGAUUGGAAAACUCAGAUUUUUACUCUCUUCCAGAUAAUGCUUCCUUGCAAAACAAUAAACUGGAAUAAAUUUAAAGAUUGAAAUCUGUUUAAACAAGAGGAAGUUUUAAAAAUGCUUUAAUCCUGGGUUGACAGGAACUUACUUAACCUCCAACUCGUACCAUAAUUGUGACUGCUCUUGGCGAAUCAGUCCCACUUCUGAUGUCAGCUCAGGUUUUUUCCCCUGUAAGAUCUUUGAAUGAAGAGGACUAAAAGCCAUAUACAAAGCCAGUCAAACGUGGAUCACGUUUCACUGGUUCAUUAUAUACAGUUUGCAAACAAAAAUGGGUAUUUUGGGCUUGGCAUCCCUUCAUUCACAGAAACAUGUUUAUGGAUGCAGGAGGCAGAGACAGCUGAGGUGCAGCUGCUUUGGAGAGCAGUGCAGAGGCAUUGGCAGAGGAUGUUUAGGGCUGGUGGUUAAGGAGACUGUGGAAAAUCCCACUAGUGGUGUCCAGGGAACAUUCCUGUGUGUUUUUAAUGCCAUGAAACCUGAUCAAGUAUGAAUUCUCUACAUCUGGGAGGAUGUCAAAUUCCAGGUGACGUUUGGAAUGUUGCAAUUAAACUACUACAAAGACUUUUGAAAUAAACAGGA
Hirundo rustica (Barn swallow) is the source of this 11362-nucleotide messenger RNA. RefSeq names its product potassium two pore domain channel subfamily K member 12 (gene KCNK12). The coding region runs from base 1 to 1248 and encodes 415 amino acids. Gene Ontology annotation, biological process: potassium ion transmembrane transport; stabilization of membrane potential. The record is from RefSeq and is a predicted model, not a curated record. Gene Ontology annotation, cellular component: membrane. Gene Ontology annotation, molecular function: potassium ion leak channel activity. NCBI's taxonomy places the organism in Eukaryota, Metazoa, Chordata, Aves, Passeriformes, Hirundinidae. The transcript has 2 exons.